Messenger RNA from Colletotrichum lupini, 651 nucleotides. RefSeq lists its product as uncharacterized. The transcript has 5 exons. Bases 1 to 651 code for a protein of 216 amino acids. The record is from RefSeq and is a predicted model, not a curated record. NCBI's taxonomy places the organism in Eukaryota, Fungi, Ascomycota, Sordariomycetes, Glomerellales, Glomerellaceae.
AUGGAGCCGUACAUGGUUGUGAGGUUUCGGGUUCUUCCAUCGCGCGUCUGGGCAUCGGAGAUAGAGGGACACAGUUACACAGAACUUUUCACUUGGACAUCGAAGACGGGAUGGUUUUGGAAGGAGGAGGAGGGAGGGAAGCUAAGGAGUCUUAUGUCCGCUCGCUAUCCGACUGCCGAAUGGGAUGGUGAGAGAGAUCACUCGAGAGAGAGGGCAGAACAACUCAAGGAGAGUCUCUACGGAUACCUCCCUCUCACAGAUCCUGACGACUUCUACCCUUUGCCCAGUCUCUAUCCGUGGCAGUGCUCUCUCGUAGAUGAAUUACACGAAGGGAACAGGGUCUACGCGUUCACGCGCCUCUCUCUCUCAGCCCACAACUCCCACCGCCGUUCAUCGCCGGGACCUAUCUCAUCUUACUUACACGGCCACACUGCUUCGAAAUUGGACAACCAAAUCUGGGGGAAGACCUGCCGGCCGACCGAGCGGCUGGCGAUUGUUCUCUUCUUCUUUUUCUUUGCUGGGAUGUUUGGCAUGCCCACAUUUGGAGAUCUCUCAUCAACGAACCAAACAAAGUACCCUGAAGCCGGCAUCAGUGUGCCUGCCACUCGUGACUUUCAAGAUCAACCGCAUUUUGAUUUCUUACCAGCUUGA